This is a messenger RNA of Empidonax traillii (willow flycatcher), 5215 nucleotides long. It is a transcript of the gene LRRC7, whose product is annotated as leucine rich repeat containing 7. The transcript is spliced from 26 exons. Gene Ontology annotation, cellular component: postsynaptic membrane; adherens junction; postsynaptic density. Bases 16 to 4545 code for a protein of 1509 amino acids. Lineage: Eukaryota; Metazoa; Chordata; Aves; Passeriformes; Tyrannidae. Gene Ontology annotation, molecular function: protein binding. Gene Ontology annotation, biological process: neurotransmitter receptor transport, endosome to postsynaptic membrane; neurotransmitter receptor transport postsynaptic membrane to endosome. The record is from RefSeq and is a predicted model, not a curated record.
GCGGCUCGGCCGCGCAUGGACGCGCGCUCCCGCCUGCACCUAUGCUGCUUGGAGAUGACAACCAAAAGGAAGAUCAUCGGCCGCCUGGUGCCGUGCCGGUGUUUCCGAGGGGAGGAAGAGAUUGUGUCCGUGUUGGAUUACUCUCACUGUGGCCUGCAGCAGGUGCCAAAGGAGGUUUUCAAUUUUGAGAGGACCUUGGAGGAGCUUUAUCUCGAUGCCAACCAGAUUGAAGAGCUACCCAAGCAACUGUUCAACUGUCAGGCUUUACGGAAGCUGAGCAUCCCUGACAACGACCUGUCCAGCCUCCCCACCACCAUCGCCAGCCUCGUGAACCUCAGAGAGCUUGACAUCAGUAAAAAUGGAAUUCAAGAUUUUCCAGAAAAUAUCAAGUGUUGUAAAUGUUUAACAAUUAUCGAAGCCAGUGUGAACCCUGUGUCCAAGCUGCCAGAUGGCUUCACACAACUUCUAAAUCUGACCCAGCUCUAUCUAAAUGAUGCCUUUUUGGAGUUUCUUCCAGCUAACUUUGGAAGACUUGUCAAAUUGCGAAUUUUGGAGUUAAGAGAAAACCACUUGAAAACUCUACCAAAGUCAAUGCACAAACUGACUCAGCUGGAGAGACUUGAUCUGGGCAAUAAUGAAUUCUCUGAGCUGCCUGAGGUUCUUGAACAAAUUCAGAAUCUAAAGGAACUGUGGAUGGACAAUAAUUCUUUGCAAGUGCUACCUGGGUCUAUAGGGAAGUUAAAACAGCUCGUGUACCUGGAUGUGUCCAAAAACAGGAUAGAAACGGUGGAUUUGGACAUCUCGGGAUGUGAAGGGCUUGAGGAUCUCCUGUUGUCAUCCAACAUGUUGCAGCAGCUGCCAGAUUCCAUCGGGCUGUUGAAGAGACUGACAACUCUGAAAGUAGAUGACAACCAGCUCACAAUUCUGCCCAAUGCCAUUGGAAAUUUAUCUUUGUUAGAAGAAUUUGACUGCAGCUGCAAUGAGUUGGAGUCUCUGCCCUCCACCAUCGGGUACCUCCACAACCUGAGGACCUUGGCUGUGGAUGAGAAUUUCCUCCCGGAGCUGCCCAGAGAAAUUGGAAGCUGUAAAAAUGUUACAGUGAUGUCUCUGCGCUCCAACAAGCUGGAAUUUCUUCCCGAUGAAAUUGGGCAGAUGCAGAAGCUGAGAGUGUUAAACCUGAGUGAUAACAGACUGAAGAAUUUACCCUUCACUUUUACUAAACUCAAAGAACUUGCAGCUUUGUGGCUUUCUGACAACCAGUCCAAGGCUCUCAUCCCACUGCAGACGGAGGCACAUCCUGAAACCAAGCAGCGAGUGCUCACCAACUACAUGUUCCCCCAGCAGCCCCGCAGUGAUGAAGAUUUCCAGUCGGACAGUGACAGUUUUAACCCCACGCUGUGGGAGGAGCAGAGGCAGCAGCGCAUGACUGUGGCCUUUGAGUUUGAAGACAAAAAGGAAGAGGAGGAAAACCCAGGGAAAGUUAAAGUUGAAAUAAAUCUAAAACGUUACCCCACUCCCUACCCGGAGGAUUUAAAGAAUAUGGUCAAAUCAGUCCAAAACCUGGUGGGCAAACCCAGCCAUGGAGUGCGGCCCGAGAACUCUGUACCCGCUGCCAACAGUGACCAAGGGGUGAAAGACACGUAUGAGCACAAAUGGCCCAUGGCACCCAAGGAGAUCUCAGUGGAGGUUCAAGAUAAAGAAAAUAAAGAAUUCCCAAAGAAUCCCCUGUCUGAGACAGAGAACACUCAGGAAUCACCUCUGGAAACCUCAGACAGGGAGGAGAAAACCGAGGGCACCAAGAGUUCAGAGGAUGCCUAUGGACAUCCUGCCAGUGAGAUGAGGAUAGGGGAGCUCCGUCCUUCCAUGCCUGAGACUCCGUUGUACCCCCCCAAACUCGUUCUGCUGGGUAAAGACAAGAAAGAGUCGACAGAUGAGUCUGAAGCAGAUAAGAUCCAUUGUCUGAAUAACAGCGUUUCCUCAGGCACUUACUCAGACUAUUCCCCUUCCCAGGCUUCCUCAGGGUCCUCCAAUGCGCAUGUUAAAAUGGGCUCCUUGCAGACAACGGCUAAAGAAGCAGUGAAUAACUCUCUGUGGGGGAACAGGCUGGCACAGUCGUUCCCACAGCCCCUGGAGACCAAGCCAUUGCUGAGCCAGCGGGAAUCAGCUCCAGCUGGGAACCUGCCGGCGCGGCCGGAACGGCGCCCGCUGAGCGACACGUUCGCCGAGGGCUGGACUGAUGGGUCCCACUACGACAACACGGGGUUCGUGGCCGAGGAGAGCACGGUGGAGAACCCCAACGCCAACCCCCUGCUCACCACCAAAUCGAGGAGCUCAUCUGCACACGGGCGCAGGCCGCUGAUCCGACAGGACAGGAUAGUUGGCAUCCCCUUGGAGCUGGAGCAGCCGACGCUCAGAAACACACACGAAUCUGAAGUGCCUCCUCCCAAUCCUUGGCAAAAUUGGACCAGAACCCCCAGUCCCUUUGAAGACAGGACAGCUUUUCCUUCCAAACUGGAAAGCACCCCCACCACCAGCCCUUUGCCUGAGAGGAAAGAUCAUGUCAAAGAGUCUCCUGAAAUGACAAGUACUUUCCCUCCAGGAAUAGCAUGGGAAUAUCACGACUCAAACGCUAACAGAAGCCUCACAAAUGUCUUUUCCCAUAUCCACUGUCGCCCAGAUCCUUCCAAAAACGUCAUUUCCAUCAGCAAGAGCACGGAGCGGCUUUCCCCAAUGAUGAGGGAUUUAAAAACGAACAAGUUUAAGAAGUCUCAGAGUAUUGAUGAGAUAGAUAUUGGUACAUACAAGGUGUACAACAUCCCCCUAGAAAACUAUGCAUCCGGGAAUGAUACUGUAGGGCCUCACGAGAGGGUGGACAAGCUGCUGGGCCCAGAGCACGGCAUGCUGAGCAUGUCCCGCAGCCAGUCCGUGCCCAUGCUGGACGACGAGCUGCUGACCUACGGCAGUGUCAAGGUGCAGCCGCAGCAGAAAUCGUCCGUCACCAAGAAAGUCUACCAGUUCGACCAAAGCUUCAACCCCCAGGGUGCCGUGGAGGUCACGGCCGACAAGAGGCUCCUGCCGCCCUUCCAACUCAACCCCGAGUACAUCCCCCAACCACCCAAAAACCUGCCCCAGGAGCUGGUGAGCCCGCGGGGGUACCACGGGUAUGCGCCCGUGGAUCCCAUGUUCUCCUUCUCACAGCCCUCGGUGAGCGAGGAGCCCGUGGGGCCCCCCUUCGGCAGCCAGGGCGCACGGCCGGGCUUCCUGCGCAGAGCGGAUUCCCUGGCCAGCUCCACCGAGAUGUCCAUGUUCCGCAGGGUCAGUGAGCCCCAGGAGCUGCCCCCGGGCGACAGGUACGGCCGGGCCCCGUUCCGCGCGGCAGCCGAUCGCCAGAGCGGCAUGGCCGUGCCCGAGGCACAGUUCCUCAAGCGCAACGGGCGCUACGAAGACGAGCUCCCUUCCUACCAGGAGGUGAAAGCCCAGACUGGGAGCUUCCCAGUUAAAAACCUCACGCAAAGGAGGCCCUUGUCUGCACGAAGUUACAGUACAGAGAGCUACGGCACAUCCCAAACCCGGCCCGUCUCAGCGAGGCCGACAAUGGCAGCGCUGCUGGAAAAGAUUCCAUCAGACUAUAACUUGGGUAACUAUGGCGACAAGCCUUCCGAUAACAGUGAUAUAAAGCCAAGGCCUCCCCCUGGGAAGGGAAAUGAGAGCUGUGCUAAAAUGCCUGCUGACUGGAGACAACAGCUACUUAGACAUAUAGAAGCUAGAAGGUUAGACAGGACCGCUGCUUACAAACACCACACAGUUAGCCUUGGCAUGCUGCACUCUGGAGGGGUUUCAGCAAUGCAUGCCGGCCGAAGCAUGACUUUAAACUUGCAGACUAAAUCUAAAUUUGAAAACCAAAUGCUUCAAGAGCUACCUCUACCGAAAACCCCGUCGCAGCAGAGCAGCAUCCUGGACAACGGGCAGGACGAGGUGUCCGUGGGCAGCCAGUGGAACCCGUACCCGCUGGGGCGGCGGGAUGUUCCCCCCGACACCGUCACCAAGAAGGCAGGUAGCCACAUCCAGACCCUCAUGGGAUCCCAGAGCCUGCAGCACCGGAGCCGGGAGCAGCCCUACGAGGGGAGCAUGAACAAGGUCACCAUCCAGCAGUACCAGCCGCCGCUGCCCAUCCAGAUCCCAGCGGCCCAGAGCUCCCGAGCCCCCCAGACCGGGCGGUGCCUCAUCCAGACCAAGGGCCAGCGGAGCACCGAUGCCUACCAGGAGCAGUUUUGUGUGAGGAUAGAGAAGAAUCCUGGCCUGGGGUUUAGUAUCAGUGGUGGAAUAAGUGGACAAGGAAAUCCAUUCAAACCUUCUGAUAAGGGUAUCUUUGUUACUAGGGUUCAGCCUGACGGCCCCGCAUCCAGCCUGCUCCAGCCCGGGGACAAGAUCCUGCAGGCCAAUGGACACAGCUUUGUACAUAUGGAACACGAGAAGGCUGUGCUUCUACUGAAGAGUUUCCAGAACACAGUAGACCUUGUUAUUCAACGUGAGCUUACUGUCUAAAUAUUUUUUUAUAAAUAGUAAAUAUGUCUAGCCAGAUCUAAUGUUCAAACAGAUUUAUACAUAGGAAACCAAUUUUUUGCCAAUUGCUGGACCAAUGGCAAACAGUAGUGCCAAAUGUAUAAUACUCUAUGUUAGUACCAAUCAUCGGGAAAAAAUAUAUUAACUAUAUAAAUAUAUUGUUCAUGUGGCUCCGUAUUAGUUUUACUUGUCAGCCUCUGGCUGUGCAUUGGUGCGUUUUUUUAAUCAAGUUACUUCUUAAAGUCGAUUUCAUAUGAUUUCAGAACACAGAAGCACAUACAAAUCCUUUAGGAAUUCUGCUGUCCAUCAGAAACACUGCCUCAGAGUUGUAUAUGCCUUUAUAAAGAUGAACUAUAUUAACCUGUACUUCCCAUGAAAUAUUUCUAUCAUGUCGCAUACAAAAGUAUAGAGAAAAAAAUAUUUUCAUAAACACCUCAAAGAAAGUAUAUAUUAAAUUAAAUUUAAUAAUGUUCAUUUAUUUUCAAUGCAAAGAUAUUCUAUGCCUUAUGAAAAUACCUGUACAUAUGCCGUGUGUAUAGUUGGCUCCGUAGGGAUCAGGAACAAUUCAUAUACAGGGUGAGAGACUUCUGAAAUUGGAACUCUGGGACCUCGGUACAAAAACCCACAUGGAAAUGGGAGAACUUCCUUUGGA